CAUCACAAUUUUAUGUGUGCGGAUUUUUUUUGUUUUUGUAGUGAUAUUUUUUUUUUGCAAUAAUUAAUACGCGCGCGCCACAUUCGGUCCAUUUGUCUGACGUAAUAUUAUGCGAAGAAGUGUUCGGCCCAUUCACGCAAUUUAGGCUUAGAACGCGAUAACGAGUACAUACAUACAUAGUUGCUAAAUUUCCGAUAACAAUCGAACAUGGACGAUGUAGAGAGAGUGGAGGGGCGCAAAAGCAUCGCUCUGUUCCGCAAGAGCAUCUACGGCGGUGAUGAAGUCGAAUUCGCCGAUAUUUUUCAAUUCGAUAUUGAUGAAGACGAUCAUAAGAAAAUAUUACAAGUGAUGAGGGACUCACUGCAGCGCUUACCUGAUAGCUUUCGAAGCAAUAUUUUGGACCGAUUCAUAGAGGAACAUCCCGAGUUAAACUGGAAGAUUGAGGAAACUGGAGAGAAAGACGAAGAUCAAGACAACAUAGAGGACAUUUUGAAAACAUUUCGUUUUGAUAGCUUAAUUCCCUCGCGUUGGGUGGAAGUUCACGAGACAUUUGACAAAAAACUGCGCCCGUUUUCAAGCGCUUUUAUGAUCAGAGAUUCCGAAAAGUUUUGGGCCAUAAUUCAAGCGACUAAGGUAGCACAUUUCGAGCCGGUACGCACGUAUGCGGUUGAAAAAUUAGCCAACGACAUUAACAAUUCCCUGUACAUGAUCUUUAAAAUGAAUCUAUGCAAAGAUGAGGACUUCAAACUGGGGGACUUUGAGCAUUUUCAUGUCUUCAGUUGGACGGACGAUCGAUUUUUUGCCAGAAGACAUAUGAAAGGUAUUGCUUGGGUUGAUAUUUUUAUAAAAUCUUUAACAGAGGAAUGUUUGGACGCAUUCAAAUUGCGCUAUGAUAUUACGGAAUUGGUGCGACUGUUGAAACCGCUGCUAUCAAGCUUCUAUAGCGCAAAUCCUGAGUUCAUAAAAGAAAGCAAAGAAGUGAUUGAAAAUGCACGUCAAUUGCUGGGUUUUCAUGACAAAGUCAUGAAAGAACUGGAAGAGAAUCUCGAAUUUUUCUGUAAUAAAGUCAAUCAAAUCACUAAUAUUUCGCUACACCGUCGAAGUGCGAACCGUGAUGUGGUAAAAAACUACUUCGAACUGGAAACAUUGGCCUACGUUGUUCGUGAUCCCAUCGAGAAACGAUAUCAAAUCAAUUACUACAAGCAAAAGACGGCUGACUGGCAGUGCUACUUUGAAAACCAGGAGCGUCAAAUUGAGGAAAAAUUACUUAAAGUUCAGAAGAAGCAUAACGCCGAAGUAUACUGUCAUGCAUCCAUGAUGCAGUGCAUAUACGGCAUAAUAGAGGACUACAAACGUCGCAUUGAGCAACUGUCUCAAGAAUAUGAUCGUCGUUUCAAUGAACUCGAAGAGAAGAAUCACAAACUUAAAACCAAUAUGGAUAAAAUAAAGAUUCAAACCGACUUUUUAAUGGCCGAAAAGGAUUACAUGCGAAUGCGUAUUGAGGAAAUGCAAAAAGGCAAGGAAGUAAAACUUCCGAAAAGGAAAAAACGCUCGCUCAUUUCGAUGUUAUCAAGUGUCAGCGUAAGAGAUUUGAAGAAGAAACGCUCCAAGUUAAAUUAACUAAAUAACGGUGUAUAUUCAUUUACUUGUACAUAAGUAACGGUAUUGUAUAGCAUAGAAAUUCAAAAAGACUUUCAAGAAAUAUACUAUAGAUACUUGUA
Molecule: messenger RNA, 1721 nt
Organism: Bactrocera tryoni
Lineage: Eukaryota; Metazoa; Arthropoda; Insecta; Diptera; Tephritidae
Exons: 4
Coding region: 208-1620 (470 amino acids)
Source: RefSeq, a predicted model, not a curated record